Messenger RNA from Neoarius graeffei (lesser salmon catfish), 3145 nucleotides. It is a transcript of the gene hoxc6a, whose product is annotated as homeobox C6a. The record is from RefSeq and is a predicted model, not a curated record. Gene Ontology annotation, cellular component: nucleus. Gene Ontology annotation, biological process: anterior/posterior pattern specification; regulation of transcription by RNA polymerase II. Gene Ontology annotation, molecular function: DNA-binding transcription factor activity, RNA polymerase II-specific; RNA polymerase II cis-regulatory region sequence-specific DNA binding. NCBI's taxonomy places the organism in Eukaryota, Metazoa, Chordata, Actinopteri, Siluriformes, Ariidae. The coding region runs from base 1823 to 2530 and encodes 235 amino acids. The transcript is spliced from 2 exons.
UUUAGAGCUACUCUACAAAAUAUUGUUUUAGUAAUGUUCACGACCGAAAUUACGCCAAUUAGUUUCCAUGUGUCCUUUUCACAUACAAUUAGAGACUAAACCCUCCUGCUCUGUCAGUCUAAUGUCGUGCGCACCUCUUUCAGUGCCACUGUUUUUGGCUUCACACUUUCCGUCAUGCGGACUGCAUUAAGGUCAUUUGCUCUCCACCACUCACUUAUUUCAAAACGUGCCUGUUGUAGUUUUGAUAGAAUGGGCUUUUACUGGUCAUUCAAAAUGCAGAAUCACAUUUGCAAAAAUCAGGUUACUGUCUUCUGGAAUUGUAUUUUAGCAUCCGGUUUGUUGUGCGAUUACAAGAGUUUGGGGUUAAUUGUAGGCUACAUGUACAGCAAACGUCAAGUUAUGAGAAAAUGACCUUUCUAAUCCUGGUUAAUCUGCUUUCCAAAACAAUUUUAUAAGCGCGAAGUUUAUUCCACAUCAUUUGUAGAUAAAUGCGGUGUAUACAAGCAGUAUUCUGCUCAGAGUGUUGAGACGGUAAUUGCUUUAGGGCUGGAAGUCUUCAGUUGGUUUUUGACUUUUAUGGCACCAAGGCGCAUUUGACGCAUUCUUUUGUAAGAUGCCCCCUCCCCCGCCUUCCUCUUGUCCCUUUAGUAGGAGAAAAUUCAAUGCAAUACAAAUGGUGAAAGGAAAUGCACAGACGGUUCCCUUUCAUAACGAAAGCUAGAGGAAAUGAAAAGAAAACAAAUAUUUAAGAAGCAUGCACUACAUUAAAAACAACAUUGCCUGUCUUUUGCAUUUAAGCUUCUUGACUGACAAUCAUGAAGGAAUAUAUGUAAUGAUAUAUUCUUUAAUUUUUCGGCCUUAAAAUAUAAUUCCCUGUAUUAUAAGACUGAAAUACAAGGCACCAGAAAGGCUCAGAAUAAAUACAUUUGCUGCUACACGUGGCUUGAAGCAAUGUAAAGCAUAAUACAUCACUGGCCAUUAUCAAACAAGUAUUAACACUUACAUUUGUUAAAACAAAAAAAGAUGCAGGAGAGUUUUACAUGUGAAGCAAAAUUCUCAGAUAAUUUUCACUCGUAUUGUAAUGACAAACUGAGACAAGUUGCACUGUAAUUCAGCGUUUUGGUUUAAACAAAACCAUUAAGCCUAUCACCCUUUAAGUGUCAUGCCAAUGAAGAUACUUUGCUACGGGUUGUGAAUGGUGUUAAUAGUGCGGGUGAUUCGGUAUAGCACCUUCUAGUCCAAUUUAACAUCCGUAAAAUUAAAAUAUUUCUACUCACUGGCACAAGUUGUUUGUUUCCCUGACUUACACUGAUGCAUUGGUAGCAUAUUUAUUGAUUGCAUAUGUAGGUCAUAUCACUAUUUUUUUUAUCGAAGAGAGACACGAGAGAGAGAGAGAGAGAGAGAGAGAGAGAGAGAGAGAGAGAGAGAGAGAGAGAGAGAGAGUCUGUUUUCCUUAUACAUUAUCAACUGAAGCCAGUGGAAUAUGAAGCUACAAGCUACAUAUUCCUCUGUAUACAGCGCUCUCAAUUGGUGGAAACUAGUCAGGUGACGUUGUCAUAUUGUCUUUCCUUGAGCCAAGCCUUGGCUAUAACACUUGGGUUGCGCGUCUUAACCGGAGUCUUGAAAUUAAAAUUAUUGAAAUCCUACUGAACUUAAAAAAAAAAAAAAAAAAAAGAGUUUGCAAACCAGGAAAGAGACACGCGCGAGUAUAUGGGAGAGGAACAUAGACACUUAGACGCACAGUGAGGAAACGUGAGAGCCUGAGCAAGGGGUAUUUAGAAGGGAGACAGAGUUGAUGAGAGGGCGAUAGGGGAAGGAAGGCAUGAAUUCGUAUUUCGCGAACCCGUCACUCUCCUGUCAUUUAUCCGGUGGCCAAGAGGUUUUGCCUAACAUGCCACUAAACACGACCACGUAUGAUCCUGUCAGACAUUUCUCGUCUUACGGCUCCACUGUGACCCAGAACCGGAUUUACGCGUCCCCUUUCUAUUCGCCACAAGACAACGUUGUAUUCGGGUCAAGCCGGGGACCGUACGAGUACGGAUCUAAUGUGUUCCUCCAAGACAAGGAAGUGCUUCCCAGCUGCAGGCAAACUAGCAUGGGAAUCAACGCGCAGAGCCACGUAGCUCAGGAAUACAGCCUGGAACACGGUCGAGGCGUUGCGCAGGAGCAAAAAGGGAACCAGAUCCAGAUCUAUCCGUGGAUGCAGCGCAUGAACUCGCACAGCGGAGUUGGGUACGGUUCUGACAGAAGGAGAGGUCGACAGAUUUAUUCCCGAUACCAAACCCUGGAGCUUGAAAAGGAGUUCCACUUCAACCGCUACUUGACCAGACGCAGACGGAUAGAGAUUGCCAAUGCUCUUUGUUUAACAGAGCGCCAGAUUAAAAUUUGGUUCCAGAACCGCCGCAUGAAAUGGAAGAAAGAGACCAACCUGACUUCGACUGUAACUGGGACAGACUCGACGGGUGCUGCCCAGGGAGAAGAAAAACAGAGCAAUCAGGAGGAGACAGAAGAAGUUAAAAACAAAGACUAGUAGAUUUUUCCCCUUAAAUUUGUAAACGCCUGUUUAACUGCAACGUAACUACCUAUAAACUCUCAGAAAUGCAAUUAUAACUGCAUGGACUGUGUAUUCUGCUAUACCUUUACACUCAUUUCCUGACCAUUAUCACACAAAUAUGUGCAGAGAGAGAGAGAGAGAGAGGUGAUAUGCAGAAUUAUGCUAUUCACUCUUUGUGUGUUAAGAAUCUGUUUUGCCUCAUUUUAGGCAGUUUAGAUGCAAUAUCACAGACGCUGUUGUUUGGCAACCAGUGUUAAUAUUAUAGUGUUCAGUAGGCUUGUAAAUAGUUACUCUGUAAACUAAUUGGGUCAAUGGGCUUUCUCAUUGAUUUUGCAAACGCAGUAUUCCAAAUGUGAAGGAAAUUUAGUCUAUGCACAUGACUUAUUUUGUUCACGUUCAUUUAGCACCAACACUGGUGGGAUGAACCAUGCUACCUACUUUCUUAAAAUCCACGUUCUUGGAUUUUAAUCACUUCAUCCUGUCAGUGCGUGGAUGUACAAAACGCCGGUGUACUGCCUAAAUAUUUACUGUUCAGCUAAUUUCAUACCAGUUCAACAUACACGUAUUGUCAUGAUUAUAAAGUUGUCUUAA